AGCUCAUUCGUUACCGGUACGGAUUUCAGAGUUGAUGGUGGUCUAGCCUCGGCUUAUGUGACACCUGAAGGAGAGCCGAAAGGCAUUGUACCUAUCAACUUCACCGACGCCUGAUAGCUAAUGUCAUGCGCUCGCUGUUAAUGCAUCUCUUUUUACUUUUAAAAAGAUACAUGCAAAAAAGAAUUUUUCUUCUUACAUUCUAAGUGAUAUCCUUUACGUUGGCAAAUAAAACUCAGAUCAAGGCUCCUUUUUGACAGAAAGAAGCUGUGCAUAAAAAACUUAAUUCUGAUCUUACCUUUACCAUGAGCGAAACACUCGAAUCUGAAAAGAUCAACUCGAUUGGUAUUACUUGUAAAGACGUAGAAAACUGUGCUUUUAGCAACUGGUACCCCAAGUUUAAAAGCCACACUUUUAAGUCAAGGAUCUAUAAUUUGAGCAAUGAGUUUGUCGAAUACUUGAAUGCAGGAGAUGGGAUAUAUUUAGUGGAAGAUGGCCAACCCAAAGCUGCAAAUAUUGAGGAAAUAGACUCUGAUACUGAAGAGACUGUCUUUUCAGAGUCUGAACAUUCCCAAAAGACACCUAAUUUCCCCGAAGUAGAACAAUUUAUUCGAGAAACUAUCGUUGAGUAUGAAGGUGCUGUUUUUCCCAAGUUAAACUGGACGUCGCCACGAGACGCCGCUUGGAUAUCAGCAACACAAUCUUUAAAAUGCACUUCUCCUUUCGACGUCUUCUUAUUACUAAAGUCCUCGGACUUCAUUUACCACGACUUGAACCAUGCGUAUGAGCAUUGUGUCGACAAAGAUGAACAUGAAGAACAUCAACAGCAGUUUACACUUGUCCUUAGAAAGUGGUAUGACCUACAACCAUCGAUGGAAUUCAGAUGCUUUGUUAAAAACCGUGAAAUCAUCGGUAUCACACAGAGAGAUACCUACUUUUAUCCCUUCUUAUUGGAUAUGAAGCAAGAUAUUGAACAGCUAAUCUACCAGUUUUUUGAAGAUACAAUUCGAGAAGAGUUCGAAUGCAAUCACUAUACAUUUGAUAUUUACGUUGAGCGCAAAAAGGAUAAGGUCUAUCUUGUAGAUUUUAAUCCAUUCAGUCCAGCAACAGACAGUUUACUAUAUCACUGGAAUGAACUGAUGACAUUCGAUAUUGAAAAAGAAACACCUGACAUCCGUAUUAUUGAAUCGCAAGCAGAAUCUGAUUCUUUGGCGUGCAAUGCACCUAAAUUUGCAACAAAUAUGAUACCGAAGGACGUUAUUGAUUUAUCAUCAGGGAAGUCAAUCGCAGAAUUCGCAGAGGAAUUUGAGAAAGCAAUGCGUAAGGCAGAGAGUGGGGAAUGUAGCAGUGAUAGUGAAGCUGAUGAAGAAUAAAAAAGCUCUUGAUCACUAUAUUUACCUAUGACGAAUUUUUGUUCACCUGACAGUUUUGUAUGUUUGUGUGUGUGUGUGUGACAAAGUAGAGUUUGUUGUUCUUUUCUUUUUGUUUUAAUACAGUUCUUCUAUUGUUCUCUUCUUUAUACUGUUACUUCUUCUUUGAUUAUUACUUGUAUACUACAAAUCCCUAGAAAAUCUA
Mycotypha africana is the source of this 1572-nucleotide messenger RNA. RefSeq names its product cell division cycle 123. Gene Ontology annotation, cellular component: cytoplasm. NCBI's taxonomy places the organism in Eukaryota, Fungi, Mucoromycota, Mucoromycetes, Mucorales, Mycotyphaceae. Bases 303 to 1370 code for a protein of 355 amino acids. The record is from RefSeq and is a predicted model, not a curated record. The transcript is spliced from 6 exons.